Messenger RNA from Vanessa atalanta (red admiral), 2451 nucleotides. Its product is annotated as fatty acyl-CoA reductase 1. Lineage: Eukaryota; Metazoa; Arthropoda; Insecta; Lepidoptera; Nymphalidae. Gene Ontology annotation, cellular component: peroxisome. Bases 99 to 1670 code for a protein of 523 amino acids. The transcript is spliced from 14 exons. Gene Ontology annotation, molecular function: alcohol-forming very long-chain fatty acyl-CoA reductase (NADP+) activity. Gene Ontology annotation, biological process: long-chain fatty-acyl-CoA metabolic process. The record is from RefSeq and is a predicted model, not a curated record.
GGCUCCGUCUUUCGUAAACACAUCGUCAGUACACAUUUUUCCGACGUCGAGUCGAAACGUUCCUUUAGAUUUUCCUCGUUUGAUAAACCGGCUUCACCAUGUCUUCCGAAGGCUUCUCGUCAGAGGAACUGGACGCGAUGCCGGACCGAAUAUCAGAUACUUUCAAGGGGCUGACUCUACUCGUAACUGGUGGUACGGGAUUCAUGGGGAAGGUGCUGGUGGAGAAACUUUUAAGAAAAUGUCCGAAUAUUGGAAAAAUUAUGCUGCUAGUCCGUCCGAAGAAAGGGAAGUUACCGAAACAGCGCUUGGAAGAAAUGCUCAAUGACGCGCUCUUCGAGAAACUCCGAACGAUGCGUGGUGGCAUUGAACCACUGUUGGAAAAAUUACAAAUCAUCAGUGGCGACGCCUCGGCCCCAGACUUGGCGAUCAGUCAUGAUGACAGGGAAUUGAUAAUAGAUAAUGUGAACAUCAUUAUUCAUGCUGCAGCCACCAUCAGAUUCGACGAGGAAUUGAAAAAGGCAGUGCUACUCAACGUCCGAGGCACGAAACUGGUACUCAAACUGGCCAAGCAGUGUAAACAUCUUCAACUCUUCAUCCAUAUUUCAACGGCCUACUGCCACUUGCACGAGAAACUUCUAGAAGAGAGACCGUACCCCCCACCAGCUGAUCCUCACAAGAUCAUCGAAGCCGUAGAGUGGAUGGAUGAAGAAACAAUUGCUACCAUUACACCUAAGUUGUUAAGCAAGCUGCCUAAUUCCUAUGCAUUCACGAAAGCUUUGGGCGAAGCUCUCGCUGUCGAAGCUAUGGAACACAUACCUGUUAUAAUCCUGAGACCUUCCAUUGUGAUACCCAUAUGGCAAGAACCGGUGCCUGGUUGGACUGACAACAUCAACGGACCGACGGGUCUUCUGAUAGGUGCCGGAAAGGGUGUUAUCAGAUCUAUGUAUUGUAAAGGAAAUAGUUACGCUGAUUAUUUACCGGUUGACGUUUUUAUAAACGGUAUCAUGAUUUGCGUUUGGAACUAUAUCAAAAAUGGUGAUACGAAAUCGAACGUCGUCAACUUCACAUCAUCAGCCGAGAUAAAAGUGACGUGGAUUGAAAUGAUCGACGCUGGCCGUGACAUCAUCAUGAACAGAGUGCCACUCAACGGUGUGGUAUGGUAUCCUGGAGGAUCAAUGAAACACUCCAGGCUUUACCAUAACAUAUGCGCCCUGUUCUUCCACUGGAUUCCAGCUCUCCUUAUCGACACCCUGCUGUUCUGUCUCGGUUAUAAGCCUGUAUUGAUGCGCGUACAUCGUCGCAUAAGCAAGGGCUUCGACGUUUUCGAAUAUUACACGAACAACCAAUGGGACUUCAAAUCGGACAUCGCACAGGCUGUCCGGAAAAUUCUCAAUCCGAGGGAACGGAGGGAUUACAAAAUUGAUGCUAUCGGUUUAGAUAUUUCCAAGUAUUUCGAAGAUUGCAUCAGGGCUGCGAGAAUAUUUAUUCUUAAGGAAUACGACGACACUCUUCCAGCUGCACGACGUCAUAUGAAUGUGAUGUGGUUCGUUGACCUGGUUACGAGGUUCAUAUUCUGGGGUUUGAUUCUCUACUGGUUCAGCGGUUGGAUGUCAACGGUGUACACAUUUCUCGUCGGCACCAGCGAUAUUACCACAAAAAUUAUUGAGUGAUAACGCUACUUGAAUAUAGUUGAUUUGUUAGCUUUAUUAGAUAUUAUAAACUUUAAUGAUAUUAUUUCUUAAUUAUAAUAUAUAAUAUAAGAAUAUACAGUAUUAUUAUAGUCAUUAUAAACGAAUCAGUUAAAAUUGUUUAUCAAUAAGAACGCGUCUCGUAUUCAAAUGGACAAAUUUAAUUGUAGAUGGGAUUGUGGUUGUAUUUUGCUGCUGGUGCUGCUUGUAUUUUAGAAGAAUAUGGUCUUUAAACAUGUUCUAUUCUCCUGGGUAUACUCGAUAUGUAACAAAAAUGUAAUAUUAAAAAAGUUCCAAUCAACUCGUUUCCAAAGGAAACUCUUCAAAAAAAUCACCAAGAAUUACACAAUAUUGUAACAAUUUUUAUAAACGACUUACGACAGAAAAUCUGUCGUGAUUUUUUCUUAGGUGUGGUGGCAGCUUUACUUCAACGUAUUUACAAAAAUAUAUAUUUUUUUGUGUUCGUUUACGAUUCCUUUGAAUUGUUAUUAAAUAAAAUUGUUCAUCUAUUUUAUAUUCGUGUAUUUGUUGUGGUUUUGGAAUAAAUAUUAUUUUAGAUUGGUGAAAAUAAUACGGUAUUUAAGCGCUAUUUUAAACUAUUCUGAAAUGAUCGAUGUUGAAAAUAGAUUUUUAGAUUAUUAGCCAAUCAGCGUUAAGGUUUACAGUUGUAAAAAAUAUUAAUUUUAUAGGAAACGUAAGACUGUCUUCAUGAAAAUAGUUUUCGAAUUCGUAUUAAGUUUUUACAAGGAUAAGGAUUUAUGAU